GUCAUCUUGUCAAACAGAAAUUUCCAAAAUUUCUUACAUUUCAGCUGUUGUUCAAAUUUUUCACUUUCCGUUUGUUUUUAAAGGAUUAAACCCGGUUAUGCUUUGGUUUAUAUAAUGGUGUAAUGGUAUGUGUUGCUUGAUUGGGGGAAAAUAUGUUAUAACUGCUUUUUAUGUCACUAGAAAGACGAGCGUUCGUCAUGUAAAUAAAUUAAUGUCGGUGAGUAUUAAUCUUCUUGUCGCCUUAGUAGCACUUCUAAACGUUGUAAAUAUCUUACUAAUACCCUUGUCCUAAACAUUAAAGCGAAACUAUUGAUUAAAGUUUAAAGAAUAGUGUAUUAUACACAGAAAAAGGUAGGUUUGUACAUAAAAUUCAAUCAUGUUUGUAUAUACUAAUAUAAUUUUAUCGUAUUUUGGCUAAGAAAGAUAAGUCAACAAAACAUAUUAUGUGUGUUUUGGCGGACGCCGUAAUAAAUGUGAUUUUAAAAAUUUAAAUCUGUCAACACUAUGAAGAAAUAACCAUUAUUAUACAGAAAUAUCUAGAAAAUUUAAAUGCUCAUUAAAUUGUGACUUCAAAACAAAAUACUGAUAUGAACAUUAUAUAUGGCUUGGAGCAGUGGCGUAACGUUAUGUCAGAGGGCCCCAGGUUCAAACUUUUUGAAGGCUCCCCUAGUAGAAGUGCCAAAGGCACAAGUCGAGCGCCGUAUAUGCACGAGUUUUGUAGUGGGUUCAGGGCAUGCUCACCCGGAAAAUUUUUUAAUCUAGACUCUCUGAAAUGCCAUUUCCCAGAUUUUGGGGAGAGAUUUUACAGAAUUCUGAUGGUCAAAAAACUGUAUUGGCUAUAGCCUGGGUCUGGGGGGCCCCAUUGGGUCUGGGGGCCCCCAUUGGGUCUGGGGGCCCCCAUUGGGUCUGGGGGCCCCCAUUGGGGUUGGGGGCCCCCGGGUUCUCCUGGUCCAAGCCCAUAGUAGUUAUGCCACUGGCUUGGAGAACUUUCUGUUGUUGGGAUUGUUGGGCAUAGUAUGUUUUAUGUUCCAUUGACAGCAAAUAAUCUGAUACAACUACCUGAAAGUACAAAAAAUGUUCUGUUGAAGUUCAGGUAGUUGUAUCUCCUACUGUAUAUACCACUGCUGUUUGUUAUUGUUACCAUACUGGUGGUACCAUUGGGAUGCUAUAUGAUCAGACACAAGUCAUAUAUUGUGGCGGCCAGAGGCACCCUUAGUAUUCGCCUUCAAUCUGGUUGAGAUGCAUCUUUCCCAUUUUAUUAUUUUACUCUGUCUAACACCAGAUGAUUUUACUUGUCAAGGCCAACGUGUUAGGACGUUAAAGGAAGAUCUGCUAACAUUGACCCAUUAAGCUGCAGAGCUUCCCCAAUGGCAAGUAGGGCACAUUGCAAAAUUUUAACAACAUUAAAAAAAUAAGUAGGGUGCAUUGCGGCUCAAUGGGUUAAUAAAGGGCAAUGUUCCACUGAUGUUGUGCUGGAAUUCAAAGGGAUCAAGAUUCAUUGUCAUCGAUUUAUAUCAUCUUCACAAUCACCAUUUCUUUUUGUUAACCCUUUAAGUGGCAAUGUGCACUGAUGCACCCUACUUUAUUAUUUUACUCUGUCUAACACCAGAUGAUUUUACUUGAUCAUCAUGGGGAGAGUGCUGCCACUCACUGGGUUAAUCAGACUAUCUGCCUAUGCAUCAUGUUAACCCUUUAAGUGACAAUGUGCCCAGAUGCACCCUACUUUAUUAUUUUCCUCUGUCUAACACCAGAUGAUUUUACUCAUCAGGGGGAGGGCAUGCACUGCCACUCAAAUGGUUAACCCAUUGAGUGGCAGCACUCUCCUCCUGACAAGUAAAAUUGUCUAGUGUUAGACAGAGUAAAAUAAUAAAGUGGGGCACAUCAGGGCACAUUGCCACUCAAUGGGUUAAUGUAUAACAUGUGUGUAUGGUUUGCCUAGACCAAUCAUUCCUCUAUGGUGAACUGAAAUAUUUUGUCCAGUGAUUGCAAUGUCUAUACUAUAUUUUAGGUUGUGUUGUGUGAUGAAUGAGUUGUUGGUAUGAAAAAUACAAAGAGAACAGCUAACAUUAUCUGCUAUGAGAAGCUAUUACUAACUACUGAAAUCACAUAAAUUAAUAACAGUUUCAAGAUAGCAUGAUUGACUAGUGUUAGUUAGUGCUUCCUAUAUAGUAAAUUCUGAAAUAAGUUGUAUCUCAUCAUGGGUGGUAUAAAUUCACUUCACGGCUCGCGCUCAGUGGAAAACAUUCCUCGCAAGCAAAGCAGGACUCGCUCGGAGGGGAAGAAAAAUGUCUCAAAGUUUGCAACACUUCGAAAGAAGUUUUCACGGCAUCGUUCUCACAAAACUCGCAAUUAUGUGAAACAUAUAAGAGAACUGACUCAAUCAUGGAAUACGCACCAAAUCAAUGCACUUGUUGAGGAGUACGAGUCCAUGUCAGCCUUGAAAGAUCUCUCGAUUCAAACAAGCUUAGCAAGGCCACGUGUUAGGACGUUAAAGGAAGAUCUGCUAGCAUUAUAUAAAGGGCAAUGUUUCACUGAUGUUGUACUGGAAUACCAAGGGAUCGAGUUUCAUUGUCAUCGAUUUAUAUUAUCUUCACGAUCACCAUUCUUUCAAAUGCUUCUUGCGAAGAAUCCGGGGCAUAGGGUAUGUGUCAAUAUUGACAACCCUGAGCUAACUGUGGAUAUAUUUCGAAUGAUGGUACAUUAUUUAUAUACUGGUGAUGUACCAACAAUUGAUACAGCAUUAGAUAACUUGGAAAUUUUAAUGAAAUUAGGAGAGGAGUUUGGAACGCCAAAUGUGCUUGAACAUGAUAUGAAUGCUUUACUCAACACAAAUAAAUUUAGCGAUGUCACCCUAGUAUUUCAAGACAACUUUGCUGGGGUUACUCAAAACAAAGAAUUAGUUGGGGCUGACUCGUCUUUUGAGUUGCAAUGUCAUAAAGGAAUACUAGCAGCUCGAUCGCCAUUUUUUCAUUCAUUGCUUACAAAAUUGUCCAAGGAAAAGGAUCUGUCUAAGCCAUUAAGACUGGUUUUGGAUGAGAAGAUUAUACCGCGACAGUAUGGCAGGGUGUUACUGCAGUGUAUGUACCUAGAUUGUGUUGAUGUUUCCUCUGUCAUUAGAUGGGCCUCGGGCAGUGAUGAACGCAGUGUGGAGGACCCACACAAGUUGUUAACAGUGCCGGAAGUGGCGAUGGAAGUCUAUGAGAUUGCAAGGUUCCUGGAGUUUGCGACACUCGAACAAGGCAUGUAUGAAUCACGCACAAGAAUACACGCUUGCGGAAAGUACCUGGAUAUGGAGCAUUGUUUUCGUGAUUGCGACGUACACGAAUUACUCGAAAACGAGGCUCUAUAGCCAAAGUGUCGUACUUUCCAGAAGAGUGUAAGAAUGUCCCAAGUGUGAAUCAAACCUUUCCAUGGACAACAAGUCAUAUUCAUUCUAGAACGCUGGCGCUCAAUGGGUUAAAAAAGAAAUCCAACCAACUUGACGUAUUGUAUAUUGGAGUUCUUAGGUUUGAUUCCUGUUUGGGACAUUCACAAAUGAAUUUCUCUGCAAAUAGUUCAACUUCAUUCUGACAACCCAAGUCAUUCACUGCUGAGAACAACAAUAAUGCUGACAGUCAUUAUUUCUCUAGGUGCAGAAGAUAUUAUCAUUCAAGAACUUUCCCCAAUGUCUCUGUUAACUACACUGGAAUGGAGUGACAGGUCUCAUGGUUCUCACUGGGUUUAUCGACAGACUAUGCAUUAUCUACGUGAGGAAUUUCUUAAUAUGGUUAAUUUGGAUGUCUUUUUAAAUUUGCCAAAGCGGUUUGUUAUUGAAACAUUGAAGUCAGACUUUCUUCAGGUACUGGGGGAAAUUUAUUAAUUCAAAUAUUUUGUACAGUAGUUGGUUCUAUUUGUAUUGUUCCUAGCCCCUAACUAUAGUAACUACUCAUCUGAAAAAAUAGUCCACCUAGAUAAGAAUAAGCAUACAAAUUCCUGUAAAGUUUUAUCAAGAGGCAACCCAUUUAUCACUUUUGCAACUGUGUUUUAAACUGCAUAUUCUUCCAUAUUUACGCAGGCCAGUGAACAGGAUGUGUUGCUUGCUGUUAUUAAGUGGGGUGAAGCGCAGGUGUACAAAACCAUCUACCCAUCAGGUAAGAUCUCUUGAUAUUAUUUUACCAAGUCAGUUUCAAACCUGUUUUAAUACUUAAUUUUCCCACCCACAGACGGCAAACUAGAGCACUAUACAAGCUCACUGAAGCGAAGUAUUCGACGAAAGGAAAUCGAUGUGAAAUCUCUGAAACAAGUUCUUCACGGCGUCCUAGCGCUCAUUCGAGUACAACAUAUUCUUCCUAAAGACAGCAGCGUGCUCAAGGCAGCCAUUCAGCAAGCAUUACUCCAGAAAGAAAUGCCACUAGACAUCGGAGAAGGCGAACGACAGCAGAGAUCCUCGUGGAUACGAGUCAAAGAUGACAGAAAAUAUGUGAAGCCAAGACUGUUUGCGGCUUACGUUGACGAAGCAAAGGUGAAGCAUAUACGUUCGGCAGGGCGUAGCUAGAGGGGGUGUGGGGGUGUAACACCCCCUCUCCCCCCCAUUCAUCAAAUUGUUUUCGUAGUCAGCGAAAAUAUUUGAGUGUCUUGGAAUAAAAAGUAAUAGUCAUAGCAAAAAUUUUGCUAAAUUUACGAAAAAAGUUGACAAAUUACGAUACAUUAAUGGGAGUUUUUGAAAAAUGGUAUGUCCGGAAAAAUUUGAGCCCCAUCAAGUCCUAUCUUGAUCAACUUUUUCACUGUCAGAGUUUCCGGAUAUGAUGUCAUUAGGUGAAUUGAAAAUUAGUUUUCCUUUGUUUUUUUUGUACCAAAAAUUCACCUGGAACAUUGACAAUGUUCAAGUUGAUCGAGAUGAAGUUUUUUACUAUAAAUAUACACUACAUUUCUUCUCAGAAUGACCCAAAUAUUACACAUACCAAAAAUUAUUUCUUGAAACUCGCCAAGAGUGGAUCUAAAGCAACACUCCAUCUUACCUUUCCAGGCCAUCAUGCGUGAACGAAUGGUGGAGGAGAUGGAAGUUGUCCGUCUUCGAAUGAUCCGUCAUUCUGACAUGCCAGAUAUGGUGACCAGUAUUACCAGCCAGUAUAGUACACCAGACUUCGAAGAUGGUCCACCUUCUGUGAUUGCGAAUCAACUCCCAUAUCCUGAUGCCACGACUGUCAAAGCAAUGUUGAGUAGAGAGAAGGAACUGAAAUCGUACAACCAAACCCAGCGAGCGUAUGCCUUGUCCUUGGGUAAGCCAAUAUAAUUGACAAUUAGAUUACGAACUCAAGAUUUCUAUGUGGUGAUAGUUGAUGGGGCCGAAUCAACUAUCACUUCAUAGAAAUCGAGUAUAAAUAAAGUUCGUUUAGAUUUGUAUAUUCUCCACACUUUAGGUGACGGCAGAGCGGUCAAUCACGAAGUCAGAAAACGUGUUGUACGCGAGUUUGGUCUUCCUGAUGUCGCUGUCGAGGUUCUCCGACGUGCUCCGAAGGACACGUCCAAAGACUUUCCGGGCAGUCAGGAAUCGCUGCUGCUCAGUCAGUGCAGUAAUGAGAAGGUAUAGCCGUUGUAAACUCUGAAGGAUUUGUAAGAAAUGUUUGUGGGAACUGUCUUGGUGUUUAACACUCCCCCCCCCCCCACCACACACAAAUACUCUAGCGUCGCCCCGACAUGAAAUUAACAUUUUCCCCUUCUAUUUAGUUAAGCUUCUCUUCAGACACUGAACCGGAUGUGACACUGGAUGUUGAAGCGAAGAAAACCACAAAAUAAUAUUCUUCAGUAACCACAUGACACCGAGGCUCGAUUGGGAAAAGUUACAGUAUACAAUAGUCCUAACUAUUUGCUGGACAAAUGGUGUACUUUGUAAUGGUUUGUAACUACAGUACCAAUUUCGCCAAGAUGUCUGUGCAGGUGUUUAAGCCUUGUUUACACUAUCAAAGUUUCUGUGAUCGCAGUAGGAAUUUUGCAUGGGUAAAUUCUAAGUUUUGAAUGAUUUGUAAGAAAUGUUUGAGGGAUUUGAGGCAGUGUUAAAUGUUGAGUUAGUUCCCGCAACGUUUCUUACAAUCCUUCAAAACUUAGAAUUUCCCGAUGCAAAAUUCCUGCUGUGAUCACAGAAACGUUGACAAUGUGAACCAGGCUUCACAGUAUAGCGAAUAUAUAUGCAGUGUAGUGCUUAAAAUAUAAAGAACAUGUAUUUUUGUGUGAAAGUUAUAUAGUAUAAUUAAACUGGUGUAAACAGACUUAAGCCUGGUCAAACGAGAAUGAGAGUGGGAAGGCACACAUUCUUACAGCGGACAUUCGAAGCUCUAGGGCUCUUUCCAUUAACACGGCUAUAGACCAGUCAGAACGGUGAAAUUGUUGAAUGGAACAGAAAACGUUUGGGCUAAUUUAGACCUAUCUGACCGGACAGUUUAGAUAAAAUUUGAAUGAGGUCCAUUUUCGGCUAGAUAUUUGAGAAACAUAGACCAGAUCUUUCCAUUGAUACAGAAACAAAAAUUCGGGUCUGACCAGUCAGGCCAUUAAAUGGAAAGCGCCCAACAAAAUAAAGGUUUGAUGAUUGUUCCAACUAUGUUUUAACUUAAAUAGAGAUCCAAGAUUGCCAACUCUCACACUCGUUUCAUCGGGUUGAAGAACACCUGAGUGAAACCUGUUUUUAAAAUUAUCAAGCCUGGUUUCCAUAUGGUCGUAACGGUCGUAAAGAUUGAGUCACGCUCUUUCUCAUCAGCCGAAAUACAACAUUUUACAACUGAGUGAUUAUAACUAGAGAAUGAACUGAUUGAGUGAUUAUAAUUAGAGAAUGAAUAAUUGAGUGAUUAUAAUUAGAGAAUAAAUAAUUGAGUGAUUAUAAUUAGAGAAUACUUAUGAUUUAUGUGUGGUUUACAGGUAUAAAUUAUUAUAAACUGGCCGUUGAGAAAGAUCGUGACUCUAUUUUUACGACCAUAUGGAAACCAAGCUUUAGUCCUAGUUGAAGUGCAUGUAGUGUAUCGACGAUUUUCAAAUAUAGUAAUAUAUAUUAACGUAUAAUGUAUUGUAGUGAAGAAACAUAUAGUAUCUCAUUGUGCAAUAUAAUGUAUAUAUUAUAUAAAAUGAAAUACACUUUCUAUAUUCUCGUUCUGUGGUUUUCAUGUCUUCACCCGACAAGCAUGAGCUGGGUUUAAUCACUAAAAUAUGAAAUGUAUAAGGAAAGAACUUACAUUAAUUUCUUCCUCUGCAUGCAUCAGUACGAAUUGCUGAUUAACCAUGUCUUGCUGUAAGUUAGUGAUGCAUGUUUAGUGAAUCCUGCC
Messenger RNA from Paramuricea clavata, 7289 nucleotides. Lineage: Eukaryota; Metazoa; Cnidaria; Anthozoa; Malacalcyonacea; Plexauridae. The record is from the annotation of a GenBank genome assembly.